Molecule: messenger RNA, 3048 nt
Organism: Lachancea sp. 'fantastica'
Lineage: Eukaryota; Fungi; Ascomycota; Saccharomycetes; Saccharomycetales; Saccharomycetaceae
Source: the annotation of a GenBank genome assembly
AUGGUGACUGUUAAUGCGAGUAUUGUACCGGUGGUACAUACCGUAUGUGCAUCUGCAGCGUUCUUGGUAGCUCUUAUAGUGGGUUGUAAGCUGCAUUAUGUCAAAAUUAUCACCAAUGCGCACUACACUUAUCCCGACGAAUGGUUCCCCAGUGUUUCUGCCACCAUUGGCGACCGGUAUCCAGAACGGUCCAUUUUUCAGAUUCUCAUUGCAUUGACGUCUUUUCCGCGAUUUCUAUUACUCUUGGGGCACUACAUGAUCAACAAAUCGACUUCCUGCUUUGUUGUUGGAGUUCUUAGAACCGUAACCUGUGGAGGAUGGGUUUAUAUCACGUCUACAGAUGAUCACGAUGUCCACGACGUGUUCAUGAUCUCUUAUAUUCUGUUGACACUGCCCUGGGAUAUUCUCAUUAUCCGUAAUUCCAAGUUCAAGAGUUACAAAGUUGGAGCCAUGGCUGCUUUCUUUGCCGUUAUAGUGCCAUUGAUCUAUUGGUUUCUGCAGCACAAUAUCUAUCAUAGAGCUGGGGCUUACUCUAUUUACGCAUAUUUUGAAUGGUCACUGAUUGUUUUGGAUAUCGCCUUUGAUGCUCUGGCAUUCAGCGAUUUCAAAGCGCUAAGUUUGAAUUUGGAGUUGACGUCCAAUGUUGGCAACUGGUUUUUCAUGUUUGAAAACAAGAAGUCCCUACAACCUGCGGCCUCAGAGGAAAUUCGGACCGUGAUUGAGGAAGAGUUGUCGGAGAUCCCUGAUGCUACAAUACACGAUGAAUCCAUCGAGUCUGAUGAUCCGGAUUACGCACCACAACAGGACGAGUCCAAGGAUGAGGGGGAGUUGUCUGAUCUGCUGGAAGAGGACAUCGUUUUGCUUCAGUCAAACGACGGCGCAGAGCUUCGAAUCAUGUUGCAAGACGAUGAAGAUAUUAGCUACCUAACGAACAAUGCAUCGGCCCUGCCAGUACCUUCCCAGACUUCCAUUAUUUACAUUGUCGUCAACAUUUUGAACUCUCUUCUGUUUUGGACUAUGCUCACGUCGCUGCUGUGUAUGGUGUGGUACUUCCCUCUAUGGUAUAUGGGCAUAUCAGGAUACGAAGCGUCCAUUUUGUCAGUGACGUCUCCUUUAUUGUUAUAUGUGCCAGCCAUCCCUAUGAUCGCCGAUGUCUACGGUCCUCUGUUCACUGCUGUAAUCGGCAUCGGUGCCUACUUGAUUGACUUACCCGAAAGCCGACUCUUGACGGCAUCUCUGGCUGCUGGUAUCACUUCUCUCAGCUUCAGUAAUACGCUGAGAAGCAUAACAAGUCAGAGUUCCGUUCAUAUGUAUAGUGCAACAUGGAUUAUGGGACUUGUGGGCUCCGUCAUCCUGAAAAUGGCCUUCUUUUCUCGGAACCCACUAUGGCCCAUUCUGAACGAAGAGAAUGGAGGCUGGAAUAAGACUGGGCUUGCUAUAAUGAUGCUCGCUGCUUUAUUCACUCCCCAUGUUAAUGCUAUUCACUAUCAAAAAUUGGAAUCGCCUCCACGCGUGCCCUACAAGCUCUUCUCGAAAAUGGUGAUUUCGGCAGGUUUUGGAGCUUUGAUUUUCUCGAUCCAUCAGCUACUCACCGAUGCUUCUACUAUAAUCUAUUGGUCUUGGGAAGGUUGGAGUACGAAUGGAUCCCAGGGGCCUCUAACCUGGCCAUAUAGCUCACUUACCUGCGUUGCUAUGUUGAUUGCUGCCAUUACUUCUCAGAAAUUUAUUGAAAAGCCCAUUAUCCCUGUCCUGCUUACGUGUGUUUCGACUUGCAUUCUAGCUUCCUCAUCCGUAACAGGGUGGCCCUGUUACGCUUUUGGCGGGAUCAUCUACAUUUUUGGGAUUAUUUGGAUCAUUCCCACCUACUUCUCGAAAAUGAACGUUAUCAAGAGUCCAUGGGCUUUCAGCUUUGCCUUUUUGUUCUACUUGGUUUUUGUACUGGCGCAUGUAUGGACCGUUGCGUACGCUUUUGUGCCAUUUGGAUGGGUACUAAGAGAAAGAAUCGGAACUGUUUUGAUCGGAUCAACUAUCCUGAUAACCCUAGGCACUCUCUCUGGGUCGAACCAAAAUGAAGGACAAGAGAAAAUUAGCAGAAAGUUUUGGAAUCGCAUUUAUGUUAUUGGUAUUUUGCUUGUGGGCUCGAUUGGUUUUAUCACCAUGAGGCUAGCUCCCACCGGCGUUCCUAUGCCUUAUCAUGCUGAGGACAAAACUAUAACGGCUGGUAUCUGGACUAUUCAUUUUGGCCUCGACAACGACAUGUGGUCUUCGGAAGACAAAAUGACGACGCUGCUGAAAGACAUGGAAGUCGACGUUGUUGGACUGCUAGAAACCGAUACACAGCGUAUCACAAUGGGAAAUCGGGAUUUAACCAGCAAAAUGGCUCAUGAUUUGGAAAUGUAUGCCGAUUUUGGGCCCGGUCCUAAUAAACACACCUGGGGAUGUGUUUUACUGUCCAAAUUUCCAAUUGUUAAUUCAACACAUUACUUGAUGCCUUCACCAGUCGGUGAGCUUGCGCCUGCUAUUCACGCGACUAUCAAAACUUAUGACGAUAUUCUCGUGGAUGUUUUUGUCUUUCAUGGUGGGCAGGAAGAAGACGAAGAGGAUAGACGGCUACAAAGCGAGGAGCUUGCCAGAAUUAUGGGAAGCACAAAUCGACCAUCUAUCCUUCUCAGCUAUCUCGUCACUGAUCCGCAUGAGGGGAAUUACAACAACUACGUCAGCGAUGUAUCGGGAAUGCACGACAUUGACCCAAGCGACGAUGAUAGGUGGUGUCAGUACAUUCUAUACAAGAAAUUGGGAAGAACCGGUUAUGCAAGAGUAAGCCGAGGCAGCGUCACUGACACCGAGUUACAGGUUGGCAAGUUCAAAGUUCUGAGUGAGGAAGAACUGGGAGAGCUCGGGGACUCUAUCUACGAGGCAACAAUACUCGACGACGACACGGAUGUUCCAGAGUCUCUCUUGUUUCCCGACGAAUACCAUGGCGAAGGACAACGAGGACAUCACUACCAUGUCUUUGACGAACCUCGGUACUACCAAACCCCAUGGUAA